Maylandia zebra (zebra mbuna) is the source of this 3127-nucleotide messenger RNA. It is a transcript of the gene trim36, whose product is annotated as tripartite motif containing 36. Gene Ontology annotation, cellular component: acrosomal vesicle. Gene Ontology annotation, molecular function: protein binding; zinc ion binding; ubiquitin-protein transferase activity. NCBI's taxonomy places the organism in Eukaryota, Metazoa, Chordata, Actinopteri, Cichliformes, Cichlidae. Gene Ontology annotation, biological process: spindle organization; acrosome reaction. The record is from RefSeq and is a predicted model, not a curated record.
CUGCCGGCAUAUGUGGGCUACUAUAGUCUCCACGGACAAACCUAAACCCGUGCGGAGAGAGAAAGAGGGAGGGAGGACGAGAGAGGAUGGAUGAUGUGGAUAUGGUCUGAGGAGCGGCUCUUCCUCUCUUGGUGUUGUCUCACCUCCCCUGCGAAGCUGUGAAGCUUUUAUCCUGUUUCUUUAACAAGCCGCAGCAGUUGUUUGCGUCAUUUUUUUUCUGCAUUUUUAAAUAUCGAGGUGCUCUCUUCUUCUAUUUACUGUGCAUCCAUCGUCAUUCCCACCAUCAUCACCAUCAUCUGUAGCCAUGUCGGACUCGGAGGAUAUGACGGAGUUCGCCAGCAUCGUGGAGCGGAUCGAGAGGGGCGAGGUCCCGAUCAAGAACAUAGAGAGGGAGCUGAUCUGCCCAAUCUGCAAGGAGCUCUUCACCCAUCCGCUGAUCCUGCCCUGCCAGCACAGCGUCUGCCACAAAUGUGUGAAAGAGCUGCUCAUGUUGAACCACGAGGACUCUUUUGAUGCCGGUUCUGAGUGCUCCCUACCGGGCAGCCCCAGGUCCAGGGUGCCCUCCCCCUCCAUGGAGAGGCUGGACAGGCUUGUGAGAUCAGGUGGGUCUCAGGGUUCAAUCUCCUCUCCGGGAUGGCGCAGAGGAUCUGUGACUCCCCGGGUCACCGCCAUCCCGUGCCCAGGCUGCCAGCAUGACAUAGAUCUGGGCGAACGCGGCAUCAGCAUGUUGUUCCGAAACUUCACCCUGGAGAGCAUCGUGGAGCGCUACCGGCAGGCUGCCCGCGCAGCCGUCGCCAUCAUGUGCAACAUCUGCAAGCCUCCACAGCAGGAGGCAACAAAGAGCUGCAUGGACUGCAAGGCGAGCUACUGUAACGAGUGUUUCAAGCUGCACCACCCCUGGGGCACACCCAAAGCCCAGCACGAGUAUGUUGGUCCCACGACGAAUUUUAGGCCCAAGGUUCUCAUGUGCCCAGAGCACGAGAUGGAGAAGGUGAACAUGUACUGUGAGGUCUGCAGGCGUCCCGUGUGUCACUUGUGCAAGCUUGGAGGAUCCCAUGCUAACCACAAAGUCACCUCCAUGGGCAGUGCAUACAAGAUCCUCAAGGAGAAGCUGGCCAAGAGUAUCCAUUACCUCAUCAGCAAAGAGGACCAGGUCAGGACUCAGAUUACUGAGCUUGAGGUGCUCAUCAAUAAGACUGAGGAAAAUGGCCAGUUAGCAGAGCGUCAAGCCAACGAGCACUUUGAGCGUCUGUUUGAGACUCUGCAAGAGAGAAAAUCUGAGAUGCUGAGGUCAAUCGAGCAGUCUCGUAACCGUCGCAUGGAGCAGCUCAGAGGCCAGGUGGAAGAGUACCAAGGUAUGCUGGAGAACAGUGGGUUGGUGGGCUAUGCUCAGGAGGUGCUGAAGGAAACCGAUCAAUCCUGUUUUGUGCAGACUGCGAAGCAGCUGCAUGUCAGGAUCCAGAAAGCCACAGAGUCUCUGAGGACCUUUCACCCUGCAGCUGACCCCUGCUUUGAUGAGUUUGUCCUGGACACAUCCAGAGAAGAAAUGCUGCUUAAAGAGAUGUGCUUUGGUGGAGUUCCAGACCCACCUCUGAUUGACCUGUCCAAUAGCAGAGUCUAUAAUGAGGCCUCAAUCUGCUGGAGGCUCUCUGAUGACCACCUACCUACUGAUCACCACAUGCUUGAGUACCGCAGACUUGGAGGCCCAGGCCAGUCCCCAUCCCAGGAAGAUGGUGAGGACAAUGGUGUCUGGAGGGCCACAGACAGAGUGUACGGCCCCAGCACCGUGGUGUGUGACCUGGAGCCUGACAGUCUGUACUCCUUCAGAGUACGAAGCUGCAGGAACUCCAUGUUCAGCCCCUACAGUCCUGAGGUCACCUUCCACACACCACCUGCACCCGUGUUUGGUUUCCUGUUCAGUGACAAGUGUGGAUUCAGCACGGAGAGGCUCAUUCUAAAUAAGAGACGGGAUACUGUGGAGAGCGUAGCUGGCAUGGCCUUCCUGCUCGCAGCCGAACGUGUGCAGACAGGCAGCUACAUUGGACUAGAUUACAUAAUUGGGGACACGGGCAUCUCUCAGGGAAGACAUUACUGGGCCUUUAAGGUGGAACCAUACUCCUACAUGGUUAAAGUUGGCGUGGCCUCCGACACAAAGCUGAUUGAAUGGUUUCACAAUCCGAGAGAUACAAGCAGCCCAAGGUAUGACCACGACAGCGGGCACGACAGCGGCAGUGAAGAUGCAUGCUAUGAGCUCUCCCAGCCCUUCACCCUCGUCACCUUGGGCAUGGGCAAACUCAUCAUCCCGAAGUCUUCUUCAACGUCUAGCUCUUCCACAGCAAACGCACAGUCAGCUGACCCCGGCAGCCGCAUCCUUCCUAUGCCCCAGCGCUUGGGCAUAUGCCUUGAUUAUGACGCGUGCCGAGUGUAUUUUUACGACGCCGACACUAUGAGGUGCCUUUACGAGAGGCAGGUGGAUUGUUCGGGAACAAUGUAUCCGGCUUUUGGCCUCAUGGGCAGCGGCAAGGUUCAGCUGGAAGAGUUCCUAGCCAGUAAGAGACUGGCCUUCUAAGGAGUGCAUUAAGCCUGGAAUCCAUUUCAUCUUUAGUGUGUUCUGGGAAGAACAGGUUUUAUUGACAGGGUGAUGGAAUACAAUUCAGACCAUUUUUGAAGGUCAAAUCAGGCAGAUGUGAUUAGGGCACUUGGUCCUAAUGUGGAAAUGGGAUCCCUGCCAGGGACUGCCCCCCCCCCGUAUUGGCAUGUAUAAUGUAUUACCCACACGAAGAUAAUUACGCUGAGUAUCAGUGUCUGCAUACAGAGGUCUUCGGUAGUCCGUAUAGAUGUAAAAGGUCUUCUCCAUAUACCAAAGUCUCUGGAUCUGGUAAUUGUAUUGGACCUGGUUUUAUGAUGAACUGCUCAAACUGAGUCUUUUAACAUUAAACGCCUUCGAUCUUCCUUUCCUUAUUUAUUUUUUUUCUUUUUUUCAGGUUUCGGUUUAAAUAGUGUUUGUUUCAAUUAGUGGGUGGUUUGUAUUUGCUUGUUUUCUGUAACCAUUUACGUUAAGGUAGCAGCAUAGGUGUAGAUAUAUUAGUGGACCUGAGAGCCUGGUAGCUAACUGAAGCUAGCGCCU